Molecule: messenger RNA, 2419 nt
Organism: Amoebophrya sp. A25
Lineage: Eukaryota; Dinophyceae; Syndiniales; Amoebophryaceae
Source: the annotation of a GenBank genome assembly
AGGUGGGGCGAGAAUCUGAAUAGCAAGGAAACACUUUAGAAGUGCUACCUGUCCUCUACUUGUAUCUUAAGGAGGCAUGAUAUGAACGAUAUUAAGUAAACAUCUUGAAGACUCUCCAGAACUAAAAAUUUCCUACAUUUUUCGCAAAGAUCGUACAUUUUACUCGAAGUUUCUACAUUUACUGCCCAAGAAAAACAAUACCGUCUUCACGAUUUCAAACGUCAAAAACGCAUGAAGGGUUCUUCACGGCUGUUGCAGCCUUUAUGGCGGGAAACGAGAGGUGGACUGUGCCAUAAUUUCCGUUCUUUUUCCAGUAGCGCAGCUCCAAAGCCUCCCGGGAAUGUCAGUCGGCAACCAGAUGGAAGCUUUCGCACGAUUUUGUAAGCGCUUAUUUUUCACUCCAAUUCAGAUGAGGUAUGUUUUUUUUUUUUUUUUUGUAGUGCGAGCGAGUUCCGAUAAAUCAAAACCUACCUGCGAACUUUCCGCGUAGCUACCGGCGUAGGGGGGAGCUCUUAAUCUCCUUAACUACGACGCUAAAUGCCCCUACGAUUUAAAAUGCAGAACCCUAGGAGCAAAGGCCGGGAAAACUACAUACCUAAUACCUGCCACCCGGGGCGUUGCCCGUCUCCCCAUUGCGCGCUUUUUGUGAGUGCUACGUUUGGGCGGCGGAGCGCUGUCCGCAUAAACAAACUAAUUCAUUUUUGGCCCUAGGUGGAGCUGCGCGGCAUCUCGUUGCUGAAGUGAACUCGACGGAUGUUGUUGACUAAGUAAGAGCAUGCAUGUUGAUUAGAUUGGUGAAGGACGGCUAAACUCUACUAGUUGCUUAAGGUUUUGCUUCAUCUUCAUGCGUCAUUUUCUUCUUGUGGCCGGCUCCUCCCGUAUGGUAAGAUUGCGGUCUACAUCGGCAUUAUUAUUUCAUAGAGAUUUUCCGUUUCCUUUUCUAGUUAGGGCUCCGCUGGACUUCGUAUAGGUAGUUUCCCAUCCACAUCCACAUAGAAUAACUACAAUGGACCCCAUCCAUGAUGUUGAUCGUCAUAGAAAAUAUAGAAGUCACUCUUCACCUGAAGAAGAUCUACUUUCCUCCACACAGUCGAUCGGCUUUUUCUGUAGGUAUGACGGCGAAGAGGAGGUGUUGACUGCUGCCCAGUACGAGGAGAAGCAACGACUGAUAAAAGAACUGACUCGCCGGUUGAGUGGUCCCUUAGCCGAUGAAAACGGCAAUGUUCCCACCGGAAAGGACCGACCAAUUGCUAUCGAGGUCGAUGGGCCAAGCCAUUUCUACGCAAAUUCACAAAGAUAUACAGCGUACUAACUUAUCAUGUGGUAAGGGUAGUUAGGUAAAAGGGAUGAUGAUGUUCAUGUUUUUGAUGUGUUACGUACUAAUUUCUUUCGGAGCUGUAUGAAGAGAUGUGUUGAGUCUAGGAAAAGAAAUGGUUCAUCUGGGCUUUCGAAAAAAGUGCGUCUUGAUCUGAUGUCCCCACAAUUAUAGACACUACGCUCUCUCAUACCAAACAUCAAAAUCAGAUAUUCGAAGCUGAAACAUCGACUAUUGACGAGAAUGGGCUACAAAGUGCUUCACGUGCCUUAUUUUGACUGGAGGCGGUUGAGGGGUGCACGCGAGCGAGAGGAGUACAUGCGAAACAAGCUGAAGGAAGAACCAACCGAAUGGCUAGACCCUGAUGAUGCAAAGUUAAGGCUGAAUUUAAGUAGUAUGUGUAAUUCUGUUUGAUGUUUUCAAGACUGAAUUAUUACUGCGGUUUAUCGGAAAUAGGUUAUUGUACUGUUUUUAUCAGAUAAGUAGCGCACAGAACGAAGAUGAUGGUGAGACUACAACUAAGCACAAUAUUAACAAUUGUUGGUUUCUUUUACAUCCGGUAUGUGGUGAUAAUUCUAAGAACAUACUACGAUCGAUUCCGCAACGGACAGAGUGCAGCAGUGAUGAACACGGCGUCGACUGGUCAAGCCGGGACAUCAACACCAUCUGCGGCAACAACAGCUACCACGAGCUUUGGUUCUACAGCGUCAGCUACGGCGCAGGCGAUUUGAGUGUGCCGUUGUCGCUUCUUUGGUCCUAUGGGGGUUAAUCUUUUCCCAAGAAAAGAAAGUAAUACAUACAUAGUAUUUGCAGGCAGUGGACGACUUGGGCUAGCAUCUGGCGAAUAAUAAGUUUUGAAAAUCUAGAUGGAACACUUGAUGAAAAAAUAAUGAACUACGGAAAGAACAACGCCGGUUUUGUCUGUUUUCUUCUCGCGGGAUUGAUUGUCACUGACGAGAAAUGAACUACUGGUGGGCAAGGAAAAAUGUCAAAUGAAGUCAUCGCAAAAAAGUUUGUGGGAUAUUUUUAUUGUUCCAACAGCUAAUGAGGAGUUCUUUGACAGAUUGGCAACAUGUGUCAUCUGUCAAAUGGUGUCCCAAACAU